CACAUAACCAUUUAAAUAAAAGUCGCUUUGGCCCUAAAAUGGAUAUCAGUUAGCUUCAAAAAUCCAAUAAAAACAAAACAAAAAAUAUAUAUAAUUAAAAAAAAAAAAAAAAUGACCUCAAUAACACAAGCACCAUCGCAAGGCGUUGAGGCAGCGAUACCCAUAUGGAUGAAAUUAGACUGGAGCCCGGAAAUAGAGCAUGACAUUUACAAGGACUGGGGGUCUUAUUAUUGCCAUCGGCGCCGGGAAAAUCUUGGCAUGUACUAUUAUGACAAGGCACUGAGUCUCGCACCAGAAGAUUGGAUGACUUUUUACCACCGGAGUAUAAACAAACGCAAGAAUGCCCUCACUGAAAGUGCUCUAAAGGACAGCUUAGAGGCCAAACGCCUGUUAAAAAAACUAGAUCGUGAUAAUGCCCCUGUUAACUUGGAAAUUUGCAAUGCGCUUUAUGAAAUGAAUAAGCUGGAAAACUCAAAAGCAGAGCUUCACGACAAUGCACGUCUUUUUGAAGGAAAUAAAACAAAGAUGUUUGAUGAACGACUGAUUUUGGUCGAUGCAAAUAUUGCAGACGCAUGCGACCAAUCGAUGACUCAUUUUAUUUCUGAAAAUGAAAAACUUAUAGUGCAGUUGGCGGAAGCCAGGAAUAAUUUUAAAAUAGAUGAAAGACCACUUUGGAAGAUAUUGAAGGAACAAGGCGAAUGCGACGUCUUAAGCAUACCGGAGAUCAAAGAUGUUAUUCUGUCUCCCCUUGAAAUCGCGAGGAGAAGCCGAGCCUUCGAUGUGUUUAACCAGAUGUUCCUAGACAGGUCGUGGAUCGAUGUAAUUUUUCUGAAGCAUAUUCAAAAAAAUACGAGUUUGCUUUUGGAUCAGUGCAAAAACAGCAGAUAUUUUCUACGUGCACUAACUACAAAAAAAUAUGGCGAAGUCAAAAAGUUUAUGAAAAUGCUGCAAGCACGAGCCCCAAUGUACCAUCUCCGCUUCCAAAAGUUUACCAACAAGAAAUUAAUGGACAAAUUUCGUGAGGAUCAUCUUUUUCGAAUUCAGUACCAGACUCGUCGUAAUAUGAUCUCAGCUCUACGAAAUAUUCAACACCUCCGGAAAACUAAAAAUUUAACGAAACUGUCCAGUUAUGUAGAGGAAGUGAUGGGAGACUAUGUAGUUAAGAAAACCAACAGGACCAUGCCGUGGAAAUUCGAAUUUCUAAACGAGGUCUACAAUACAUUGGCAUUGGCUUUGGUGGAUCAGUAUCAAAUUCCAAAAAACUUCCGCUUUUUUGAUAAAAAUGCUCUGCUUCGCUUACUGAACUUUCCCACGGAGAGGACAUUAGACUUACCAACAUUUGUAUUUGGUGAUCGCACAACGCAUCAGGAUACAGAAUCCUCGGAUCCAACAAUGCUGAAAUCACGAUUCAUAAUAAGUCGCUACGAGAAGCGUAUGGUGUUUGCAAAAUACCCUAUCGAAAAAUGCUAUUUACUUCAUCAAAUUGCCUGUACGCAUCUUAAAUCAAAUCGAUAUGACGAGUGCUGCUUCAACGCCCGCAAAGCUAUCCAUGAGGCGAAAAACUGUAAUAGCAACAUAUGGCAAUUCCUCAGCACCCUUGUAAUUGUUAAGGCCAAUGCUGCUCUACAUAAGCUUGAACAGACUAGAGAAGCCCUUGCAAACGCACAAAAAAUUGCCAUGAAACUGGGAAACAAGGACCUUGUGAUGUAUUUAAACGCCUGUUUGAGUUGUAAUGAGGAGGAAUUUGUCACAAAAAAACAAAGUCUUAGCAACACCGCAAGUCGCCGGGGGUCAAUGUCAGUGCGCAGUUCCGUGUGCUAAACAAAGAAAUUCAUUAAAAAAAAAAUUCUCAGUAGCCUGUAAUAAUAAAACAUAUA
Drosophila serrata is the source of this 1877-nucleotide messenger RNA. RefSeq lists its product as uncharacterized. NCBI's taxonomy places the organism in Eukaryota, Metazoa, Arthropoda, Insecta, Diptera, Drosophilidae. The record is from RefSeq and is a predicted model, not a curated record. Gene Ontology annotation, molecular function: protein binding.